AUGAAUUACUUAAUAAUAGUCACUCUUCUCUUAUUCACUGGAGCCGAUAAAAUCAGGUGUCCUCUUCAUAUUGACACAUCAGUAUCUUGUACAAAAGAAAAUUAACCUGUAUGUGCAUUUUCAUCAGAAGGAACUGUAAGUCUUUAAUUAAUAUUAAGUAAUUGGGAACAUUUGAGAAUCCUUGUUUUGCUUGUAGAGUUGAUAAAGUUAGUUAUUAUGAAAAUGAUGCAUGUAUCAUGACUACAGCAUCUUUAGAGUCAAUGAAUUAAGUCUAAGAAAACAUAUCAACAUCAUCAAACUAAAAUAUAAUAUACAAAUGUGGUGAUACUCUAAAAUCUGAUAAUCCUAUAUGUCCUCUUGCUGUGUAAUAUUUUAAUCAUUAAUAAAUUUAGUUUUAAACCUACUUGUGGAUUAUUUAAUUCGAGUAUCCAAUGCUUUAAUGCUCCCUGUGGUAAAUCUUUUGGAAAUGAAUGUGAAGCUUGUUCAGAUAAAAAUGUAGAUUCCUAUUUUUAUGGAGAAUGUGAUGAUAUUCUUAAAGAGUAUCUUUUUAUUUUAAUAAUUUUAGAGAUCCAUAAAUUCCUCCUAUUGAUGAUAAUAUAAUAUAUUGCACAGAACCCAGACCUGAAAUUUGUACAAAAGAUUAUAGAGAAACAUGUGCUUUAAUUUCUACACCUUGUUUUUCUGAAUCAUGUAUGAGAUCUGCUGGAAACUAUUGUGAUGCUUGUUCUAAAAAAGAUGUAGUAGGAUAUGUUAAGCAAACAUGUGCUAAAUACCAGUAAACAUUUAUUCUAAUUGAUUUAGAUAAACUUAUAUUUAAGAUAAAGAAAUAAAAUCAGAUAAUUAAAAUGAAAACUAAGUUAUAUAAUAAAAAUGUAGUGCAUAGAAACCAAGUUCUUGUGAUAAUAUUGUUAAAGAAGUUUGUGUAACAUAUAAAUGCAAUGACACUAAUUGUCUCAAAGAAUAUUAAAAUGAAUGUUAGGCUUGUUUAGAUUCAACAACUAUUUCAUAUAGUUAUGGAAAAUGUUAAAGUUAAACACUAUUUGAAACUAUUCUGGGUUUAGUAUUAUUUUUAUAGUUAUUAAUGUGA
This is a messenger RNA of Paramecium pentaurelia, 1087 nucleotides long. NCBI's taxonomy places the organism in Eukaryota, Ciliophora, Oligohymenophorea, Peniculida, Parameciidae. The record is from the annotation of a GenBank genome assembly.